This is a messenger RNA of Symbiodinium necroappetens, 1440 nucleotides long. Lineage: Eukaryota; Dinophyceae; Suessiales; Symbiodiniaceae. The record is from the annotation of a GenBank genome assembly.
AUGCCGGGCGGCUGGAUGACUGAUCAAGCAGGUCAGUUCAACGAAAGCUUUGCAGUUGAGGCAACACCGGGGAAGACUGGCGUGGCUCCCUUGCGGCCAGUGGCUGCAGUGUGGAAGGGCGCCAAAAUAGACUCCGUGAGUGCUGCGGGUGCCAGUUCUGCCAGCCAAGCCGCGGCCAUCAAGCCUACCAAGGCAGGCAAGUUGGUGCAGUCCACGGAGGAGUGGCUUGCAGGAAUCAGCAUGGAGGAAGUUAAGAAGCAUGACAACGAGCAGAGCUGCUGGUUCGUCGUGAAAGGUAACGUCUAUGAUGGCACUCCUUAUCUGCAAGACCACCCUGGGGGAGCUUCCUCCAUCCUCCUUGCCGGUGGUCUCGAGGCCACCGAGGACUUUGAAGCAGUGCAUUCCUCGCGCGCUUGGGAGAUGCUGAAGGACUACUACAUUGGCCCAUUGAAGGCAGCUUCGACAGAAGCUCAAGCUGCCCUAAUUCUACCGAGCUUUAGCAGAGUGCUGCUCAGCAUUCUUUCAUCUCCGCUGUGGAGCCUGAGUGCUCUCCUCACGCCUUUCAGUGGUCUCCGACGAGCGCUCCUCAAGCCUUUCACGUCACCUGCACCAUUCUUGAAUCCCCGAGAGAGCCAACAGCUUCAGCUUUCCGAGAAGAUCGUUGUGAGCCACGACACCCGAAUCUUUCGCUUCAAGCUGCCUUCUCCGUCGAUGACACUGGGGCUUCCCACCGGCAUGCACAUGACACUGAAAGCCAAGGUGGAUGGCAAGCCCGUGAUGCGGGCGUACACACCCAUGACAGAUGACAACACCAAGGGGCAUGUGGACUUGCUGGUGAAAGUCUACUUCAAGGGGGUGCAUCCGAGCUUUCCGGAGGGUGGCAAGAUGUCUCAGCACCUGGACAGUAUGAAGAUUGGGGACUCCAUCGACGUCAAGGGACCCAUCGGCGAGUUCGUCUACAAAGGCAAGGGCCAAUGCCUUGUGAAUGGCAAGCCGCGCUUUGUCACUGAGAUGUCAAUGAUCGCUGGCGGCACCGGCAUCACGCCGUGUUACCAGGUGCUGGCAGCAAUCCUCCGGGAUCCGGAGGACAAGACCAUGGUGCGACUUCUGUUCGCCAACAAGACGCCCGAUGAUAUCCUUGCACGAGAUGUGCUUGAGGAGUUGGCGGCCAAGCACCCCGACCGCUUCGUGCUGAGUUUCACCGUCGACAAAGUCCCUUCCGCAGACGAGAAUGUGAGCCCCUCUGAUGAAAAGAACUACACCUCAGCGUGGAAAGGUCAUGUGGGCUUUGUGACUCCAGCCAUGACCAAAGCCUGUUUGUUUCCUGCCAGUGAGGACACCGUGUGCUUGAUGUGUGGGCCUCCGGUGAUGUUAGAGAAAGCUUGCAUUCCAGCCUUGCAAAGCAUGGGCUACGUGAAUUCCAACAUCUUCUCAUUCUGA